Diospyros lotus (date-plum) is the source of this 1382-nucleotide messenger RNA. RefSeq lists its product as uncharacterized. The transcript has 5 exons. The coding region runs from base 204 to 965 and encodes 253 amino acids. NCBI's taxonomy places the organism in Eukaryota, Viridiplantae, Streptophyta, Magnoliopsida, Ericales, Ebenaceae. The record is from RefSeq and is a predicted model, not a curated record.
UCCUACUCCUCCUCCUCCUCCUCCUCCUCCUAUAUCUAUGUGUCUAUAUAUAUUAUAUAUAUAAAUAUAAAUAUAAAUACCUACAAACAAACAAACAAACAAACGCAUCCCCACAUUUAUUUCUCAAGUCUCUCUCUCAAUCCGAUUUUCUUCGCCACCAUUCUUUUUUCCCUUUUCCCUUUCCCUCCGACGCGAACGAAUCGAUGGCCGACGACGACGAUUGGGUCAAAGCCGCCAUGACCGAAGACUCCCUGGUGGCGGACCUCCUCAUGAGUCUCCGCCACGCCCCCCUGCGGCCGCCGCACAAGAGUAGCCACUCUCAUCCUCCUCUGCCGCCGCCGGCUUUGCCUCUCGACUGGACCGUCAGGCAGCGCCGCUCCAGAACGACGCUCCACGCCUCCAAGAAGCCGGCGCCGAGGUCUAGCCCCACCACGCCGCUCUCCUGGAGCGGCGCCACCUCCGCCAGCGGAGGCGCCGCCGACGGUUUCGAGGAGUCCAGCCGCCCCGCGCCCUCGCCGGUCGACGCAGCGAGAUCUAAGGUUGCUGCUACUAGUGAAACACUCGCCAUCAAAAGGUCAAGAAAGAAGAAGACAUUAGCUGAACUUAAGGAGCAGGAGAUCUUGCUUUUAAAGGAAAGAACGCAUUUGAAGAUGGAGUUGGCAACCUUAGCUGUCAAUUUGGAGAAACAGAGGGCUGCGAAUGAAAGCUUAAAGAGACUCAAGCUUGAUUUGGAAUCACAGCCAGCAGCAGAAAGGGUGCCUAUAAUAGGAUCCCCGAUUCCUUCAAUCCUGCAUCUAGAUGUGAGAACUGACGGUCAGGACUCCAUGCAACAACUGCCUACACCCGAUGGUUCUUACGAAAUGCAGCAGCAGAACGUAAAUCGGGAGAAUAAUUUUGCGCUACCUGAUCUAAACCUACCCGUGGACGAAGGAGAUAAGUCUGAGGUUGGUCUAACUGAGAGCUAGCUAAGACUCACCGACAACCUGGUUUUCAUCCAAGGUGGGACAAAAAUGUGGAGCCAUUUAUAGUCAAAAUAAGUGACUAACCUUGUAGGAUGAAUUAUUAACUGUAAUAUGUAAACUACAGGCCCAUUAGUUUCACCUUCCAGACAGGAAGUGGAAGAUUUUUUUUUUUUUUUUUUUGGGUUCUUUUUUAGUUCUUUUUCUUCGUCUUCUUGGUGAUCAAUAUAGCAGCAAGGGCAGGCUGGAGAUCCUAACCUGUUAGAUAAGGCCUAUAUGUUGUUUUGUUGUGGGAUGGAUUCAUUUGUACCUGGUAAAUUUUGAAGGUACAGGGGCUCUCUCAUUCCUUCUACUCUUCCCUUUGCAGGAAGGAAUAUUUGCAGAUAAGUUGUCAAUAUUACAUAGAUGAUCAGAUGUUGAGUA